Knipowitschia caucasica is the source of this 1056-nucleotide messenger RNA. Lineage: Eukaryota; Metazoa; Chordata; Actinopteri; Gobiiformes; Gobiidae. The record is from the annotation of a GenBank genome assembly.
AUGUCGAUCGGCUCGUUCCAAAACACGAUGAAAGCGGCAGCCAUUUUCUUCCAGACCUCUGUCUCCUCCACCUCUGUCUCCUCCACCUCUGUCUCCUACACCUCUGUCUCCUCCACCUCUGUCUCCUACACCUCUGUCUCACCUCUGUCUCCUACACCUCUGUCUCCUACACCUCUGUCUCCUACACCUCUGUCUCCUCCACCUCUGUCUCCUACACCUCUGUCUCCUACACCUCUGUCUCCUACACCUCUCUCCUACACCUCUGUCUCCUACACUCUCUCCUCCACCUCCUCCUACACCUCUGUCUCCUACACCUCUGUCUCCUACACCUCUGUCUCCUACACCUCUGUCUCCUACACCUCUGUCUCCUACACCUCGUCUCCUCCACCUCUGUCUCCUCCACCUCUGUCUCCUACACCUCUGUCUCCUCCACCUCUGUCUCCUCCACCUCUGUCUCCUACACCUCUGUCUCCUCCACCUCUGUCUCCUACACCUCUGUCUCCUACACCUCUGUCUCCUCCACCUCUGUCUCCUACACCUCUGUCUCCUCCACCUCUGUCUCCUACACCUCUGUCUCCUACACCUCUGUCUCCUACACCUCUGUCUCCUACACCUCUGUCUCCUCCACCUCUGUCUCCUACACCUCUGUCUCCUCCACCUCUGUCUCCUCCACCUCUGUCUCCUACACCUCUGUCUCCUACACCUCUGUCUCCUACACCUCUGUCUCCUACACCUCUGUCUCCUACACCUAUGUCUCCUCCACCUUUGUCUCCACCUGGAGCAACGUGUGCGACAUGUGGUGGGUUUGGGAUUCGACUGUCUGGUGGGUUUGGGAUUCUGGUGGGUUUGGGAUUCGACUGUCUGGUGGGUUUGGGAUUCGACUGUCUGGUGGGUUUGGGAUUCGACUGUCUGGUGGGUUUGGGAUUCGACUGUCUGGUGGGUUUGGGAUUCGACUGUCUGGUGGGUUUGGGAUUCGACUGUCUGGUGGGUUUGGGAUUCGACUGUCUGGUGGGUUUGGGAUUUGAUCGUGUGGUUCUCGGCCUUUGGUCCACGUGA